CAGAAUCAACCUACCUGAAGCACCUUGCUGUCAAGCCUCCCACAGAUGGGAUUAAAGACAAGACUUUGCCUUCUUCUUCAAGCAGUGAUUUGGAUUUGGAUAAUCCAGACAAAUAUUGCAAGCUCUGUCCUGCUUCUUUUAAUAGUCCAUUAAUGGCCCAACAACAUUAUGUUGGGAAAAAACACACAAGAAACGAAGCUAGGAAGAUGUUUUUAGACAAGAUAAGAGAAAAACCUUUUCCAGCAAAAUCAAACACAAAUGAUAUGUUCCGGUCCCACAUGCAAGGAAGUGAACAUCAGAUUAAAGGAUCCCUUGAUGCCAAUCUAGUGACAAAUUCAAAGAAAAUGAAAGACUCUUACCAAGAUGAACAUGCAGAUUACAUCAAAGUAAAGAAAGUCAGAGGACUAGAGCCAAAGAUUGGUUUCAGAAAGAUGGAAGAAACUUCUUUGGAGACCCAUGGAUACAGAGACGUGGUUAAUUCCAGAUCUAGACACAGAAUGUUUGAACAAAGACGACCAUUUGAGACUUUCCAAACAUACCGAGGACCAUACAAUAAUUCACAGGCAGUAGAAAACCACUUAACUCAUUGCUUACCAGCUCAGUCAAAGAAGACAUAUAACUCAUUCCAAGAUGAACUUGAGGAUUACAUCAAAGUGCAGAAAGCCAGAGGACUAGAUCCAAAGACUUGUUUCAGAAAUAUGAGAGAGAACUCUAUGGAAACCCAUGGAUACAGAGAUAUGGUUGAUUCUGGAUCCAGACGAAGAACAAGUGAACAAAGAUACUCAUUUGAGACUUCUCAGAUCUACCAACGACCAUACAAUAUUUCACCAAUGGAAAACAAGUUACCUCAUUGGUUACCAGAUCAUUCAAAAAAGAUAUGUUACUCUUUCCAAGAUGAACUUGAAGAUUACAUUAAAGUACAGAAAGCCAGAGGACUUGAUCCAAAGACUUGUUUCAGAAAGAUGAGAGAGAAUUCUAUGGAAACUCGUGGAUACAGAGAAAUGGUUGAUAACAGAUCCAUACAUAGAAGUUUUGAACAAAAACUCCCAUCUGAGACUUUGUGGACUUAUACAGAAACAGGCAAUAUUUCACAGGCAGUGGAAAACCAGUUACCUCAUUGCUUACCAACUGACAGCAAACAGAAAGCAGAUUCUAUGAACUACUGUCAACUCACCAGAGACUAUUUUCCAGAAAAAACAGUACCCUUGAGCCUUAGUCAGCAAGAAAAUAACUCUGACUCACACAGUGUAGAAUCUGAAAUUUUUAAGCACUUCUCUUUAGAAAACAAUACCAGUGACCAUGAAGCAAGUCAUAAACGGAGACAUCAGAAGAGAAGGCGACACCUAGAAGAAGGUGAAGAACGGCCAGAAAAGGAGCAGUCCAAGCAUAAAAGGAAAAGGGGUUGUGGGGAUACAUAUUUAGACAAAGACAAGGGUGACAGACAAAAGAAAAGAGAGGGGGAUAAAGUCAGGGUCAGCUCAGGAAAGCUUAAGCAUCGAAGAAAGAAAAAAAGCCAUGAUGUGCCCUCUGAGAAAGAAGAGCGUAAGCACAAGAAAGAGAAAAAGAAAUCUGUUAAAGAAAGGACAGAAGAGGAAAUGCUUUGGGAUGAGUCUAUUCUUGGAUUUUGAACUUUUAGUUCUGUUUAACCAAGGAUGAAUUGAAGAAAAUAGUUAAGAAUAUAGAUGUAGAUAAAGACAGAGAAUUCAUAGAGACAGAGGUGAAUACAGCUGAAGAAAACACAGAAGAGUCAGUGUUCAGGGAUGAGUCUACUUUGGGAUUUUGAACUUUCAUUUUUGUUGACUCAAAGACAGAUUUGAAAACAUCAGUUAGGAAAAUGCAUUUAGACAAAAGCAAGCAUCAGGUAAAAAAGAAAAGAGAGGCAGAUAUAGUGUCAGUUCAGGAAAACUUUUUUUUUAAUUUGAAAUUUAAUUGAAAGAAGAAACAAAAAUGCUGAAACCUAGCUCAGAAACAAUGACAUAAGAACACAAGAACUAAGAGGAACAAAAUGUAUAGAAGAAAAAACAGAAGAGUCGAUGCUUUGGCAUACUUUACUCUUGGAUUUUGAAAUUUUUAAUUUCAUUCUUUUAAUGUUAAUCAGGUUGAGGAGUUUGACUCCAUGAAAUACAUGUUAUUUGAAUAUUUCUAGAUAGAUAGUUACUUUAAUGUCUAACAAAAAUCAAGUGAAGUAAAAGUAUUCAAUAUGCCUUUUCCUCAAAUUACUUGACCCCAUUUUCUAAAUAAAUUUUUAAAAAUUACUACAUGUUUCUUACAUAUAAUGUAAUUUCCCUAAAUGAUAUUGUCUCUAUUUCUGUUCAUAGAAAGUACUGUGAUAGUGAAUUAUGUACAAACAAGAGAUAUUUUAUUUUAAAUGAGAGAAUGAC
This is a messenger RNA of Tupaia belangeri chinensis (Chinese tree shrew), 2381 nucleotides long. RefSeq names its product zinc finger matrin-type 1 (gene ZMAT1). Bases 153 to 1628 code for a protein of 491 amino acids. The record is from RefSeq and is a predicted model, not a curated record. The transcript is spliced from 3 exons. Lineage: Eukaryota; Metazoa; Chordata; Mammalia; Scandentia; Tupaiidae.